GGGGCCGCGGCCGAGGGUGUCUCUGGGCUCCUCUCCUGUGGUUCAGUUCGAGCGCACGCCAGACGGAGGAAGAAGAUAGCACACAGUGAUCGCAAGCUUUCAGUAAGGCGACUGGCUCGACUUCUGUGCCCCUCUCCGCGGAGCAGUGAUCGCUGAGAAAAGAGCUCCUCACAUAGUUGCCCAAGAUGCCGAAUAUCAAAAUCUUCAGCGGCAGCUCCCACCAGGAUUUAUCCCAGAAGAUUGCUGACCGCCUGGGCCUGGAGCUGGGCAAGGUGGUGACUAAGAAAUUUAGCAACCAGGAGACAUGUGUGGAAAUUGGCGAAAGUGUGCGUGGAGAAGAUGUUUACAUUGUUCAGAGUGGCUGUGGUGAAAUCAACGACAAUCUCAUGGAACUUUUGAUCAUGAUUAAUGCCUGCAAGAUUGCUUCAGCCAGCCGAGUCACUGCAGUCAUCCCGUGCUUUCCUUACGCCUGGCAGGAUAAGAAGGAUAAGAGCCGAGCUCCGAUCUCAGCCAAACUUGUUGCAAAUAUGCUGUCUGUUGCAGGUGCCGACCACAUUAUCACCAUGGAUCUACAUGCAUCUCAGAUUCAGGGCUUUUUUGAUAUCCCAGUGGACAAUUUAUAUGCUGAACCAGCUGUCCUGAAGUGGAUUAGGGAGAACAUCUCUGAGUGGAGGAAUUGUACAAUUGUCUCGCCUGAUGCUGGUGGAGCCAAGAGAGUUACCUCCAUCGCAGAUCGGUUGAACGUCGACUUCGCUUUGAUUCACAAGGAGCGGAAGAAGGCCAAUGAAGUGGACCGCAUGGUGCUGGUGGGAGAUGUCAAGGACAGGGUGGCGAUCCUUGUGGAUGACAUGGCUGACACUUGUGGCACGAUCUGCCACGCAGCUGACAAGCUUCUCUCCGCCGGCGCUACCAGAGUUUAUGCAAUCUUGACUCAUGGAAUCUUUUCUGGCCCAGCUAUUCCUCGCAUCAACAAUGCAUGCUUUGAAGCAGUAGUAGUCACCAAUACUAUACCUCAGGAGGACAAGAUGAAGCACUGCUCCAAGAUACAGGUGAUUGACAUCUCCAUGAUCCUCGCAGAAGCCAUCAGGAGAACUCACAACGGGGAAUCUGUUACCUAUCUGUUCAGUCAUGUCCCUUUAUAACAGGGUAUCUUCUAAGCUUUUUAUAUGUGAAAUCUACGCACCCCCGUUUUCUGUUGGCAUUCCAACACAAAUUUGGAAGACCCAGCUAGCUCCAGUGCAUCUUUCUACAUCCCUCAUUAGGUAUAUUAGCAUUUAUCCUAAAUUAGGAAAAGCCAGACUGCUGGGAUUUCCUACCUGCAUUUGCCUCAUUCUGCCUUGAUUUUGUGAGCCUUGCAGCUUUAACCAUAACUCAGUUGCAGCAGUGUUUCAGACUUUUGAGGUUGUUGUUUAAAACCCUUUGAAUGUGAUUAUGGAAGCUCAGACUCCUUUGCAUGUGAAUACUUUAGGGUUCUUUGUUCAGAGCAGCCAGCUGCAGAGCAAGCCCAAGUGUGACAAGUUCUCUUAAGUUCUCUCCUACAUUACCAAAAGCUUUGGGGAGCCCCUAAUUUACUGCCAAUAAUGCAGAAGUAAGGGGCUCAGCACAAGCAGCUAUUGGGUUGUUUGUGAAGGUAGAGAGGGGAAUACCCACUACAGCAAAUGUUUCUUGGGAGGAAGAAGCCCAACGCAUCACCUGCUUGCCUGUAUAACUUGAAUUCUCCUUGCCUGUUCUUUUCUAUUUGGCUUUACCCUCAGCCAUUUCGACCUUUUCCUGGCCAAAUAUCCCCUCAUGCCCAAAUGACUUGCUUCCUGUUUCAUCAUUGUUAACAUUUACAUUAGAUAAUUUGCUGUAGCCUAGUCUUCCCUACCCUGGUGUCAUCGUAGUAGAUUUUAGGUGAUAUCAUGUGCCUUUUGGUUCAUUUAUUUAAUUUUUAUCCUCCUUCAGAUAAAUUUGACUUCUCAUGAUUUGAGAUUUAUGAUAAAAAGAUUGAUGUUAUUGUCUCUUGUGGUGGAAAUUAAUAAAGAAUGUGUGUGAAAAUAAGUAAAUAAAUAAAAUUCUAAAGGAAGCCAGGCAUG
Octodon degus (degu) is the source of this 2075-nucleotide messenger RNA. Its product is annotated as ribose-phosphate pyrophosphokinase 1. The coding region runs from base 186 to 1142 and encodes 318 amino acids. Gene Ontology annotation, molecular function: magnesium ion binding; ribose phosphate diphosphokinase activity; ATP binding. The transcript is spliced from 2 exons. NCBI's taxonomy places the organism in Eukaryota, Metazoa, Chordata, Mammalia, Rodentia, Octodontidae. Gene Ontology annotation, biological process: ribonucleoside monophosphate biosynthetic process; 5-phosphoribose 1-diphosphate biosynthetic process; purine nucleotide biosynthetic process. The record is from RefSeq and is a predicted model, not a curated record. Gene Ontology annotation, cellular component: ribose phosphate diphosphokinase complex; cytoplasm.